AUGGCGACCAGCACGGAGCUACCCACCCUUAAGGAGCUGGAGGAUACUGACGUCGAUUUCCUAAACACUGUUUCUGGUGCCCGUCAGGCUGUGAAAGCCGAGCUUCUCCGAAUGCUAAACUCCUGUUUUGCAGAAUACGCCCAGCUCUUCGUCUAUAAACACCUGAGCGGCAAAAGCAUUCAAAUCGACUACACCCCUGAGUGGCAGUCUGCAUAUGUUCCCGAAGCUGCAAGACCAAUCAGCACAAUCAAUUCGGCGGACCUUCCGUACAUUUCUGCAGUUGAUCUACUUGCGUUCAAGAUCAAUACCUGCGGUAUGCGCCCGACAGUCAGCAAAAAGACCCAGGACGCCCUGAAUGCCAUGGCAAUCGCCGAAAAUAUCCUGGCACAAGGCCCGAUUGUGCUUACAAAUGUUCAAAAGGAGGCCGCAAGGGCUGGAAUUGAAGAUGUGGCGACUUGGAGCAAGCGACAUUCUACUUGGUGGAACCAGAAUUUGCAGCUCUGA
Messenger RNA from Trichophyton rubrum CBS 118892, 504 nucleotides. RefSeq lists its product as uncharacterized. The coding region runs from base 1 to 504 and encodes 167 amino acids. The transcript has 3 exons. Lineage: Eukaryota; Fungi; Ascomycota; Eurotiomycetes; Onygenales; Arthrodermataceae. The record is from RefSeq and is a predicted model, not a curated record.